UCAAACUUGAGACUUUCUCGGAACAAAUGGAGACAGUAAACGUGCUGUUUGUGUCCUCGGUGGACUCUAUGGACUAUAAACUGUCCAAAACGGAUAUCCUGAGAGGAUUCAUCGCAGAGAAACUGACAACAGCCGCGCAGGAAAUCUUCGCGGUUGUGGAGAGAACCGUAGCCGGGUACGAGGAGGAGGCUUCGGGUCUGAGGCAGGAGAUCGACCGGCAGAGGAGGCAGCUGGAGGCGGUGCUGCAGCCUCGGGUCUCUCUCUGUAGGAUAGAUGAACCUGAAGACGACGAGGCUGGAGGACGUGGACUCCCCGAGGAGGAAGCACAGCAGACACAUGUGGAGGACUCGGGGAGACGGGACACCUCAGGCUACUCUGAAGAAGAGGAGGAUAUAGAUGAGGGGGAGGAGUCUCCUGAGGAGCCAGUACAGAGCACCAGUCUAGAUAAGGAGGGUCUGUGGGACCCGGGUCAGCAGAUCACAAAUACAAGAGGUCAGUCUGUGAAGAGGAAGUGCAGGAGGCGGAGUCAUCUAAACCUCAGAGUCUGUCUCUUGGAGGACUCCCAGACCAGUGUGCUCACAAAAGGCGUGUUAAAGCGCCCGGUGCAGGAACUGAGGUGUCCUCGAGCCCUGCAGGAGCCCGACUUCCUUGACCUGCUGAAGUCCACCUUCCCUCAACUGCCCGAACGGUUUGAUGUCUUUACCACCGACGCAACCAAGACACUGACGCCACUGAAACUAAAUACACUGACACCAGAGGAUAUCCAAAGGUCCAUUAAAUCCAGAAGGAAAGGAAGAUUUGCCCUUUAUAUCCGAGCACAGAGAAAAGACGAGGCCACCAAUGACACAAGAAAUGAUAAAAACAGGCCACUGGCAAGUUCUCUUGCAGACUGAGUCAGAUUAUCCUCCAGGAUUUGGAGAUAUUUUUCUGCAUUCAUCUUCCUCUCUACCUUUACAAGCCUUCCAGGGCCGGCUGCUACGAAGCAUCCUCAGAGCAUGACGCUGCCACCACCAUGCUUCACGGUGGAGUGUUUGUGGUGAUGUGCUGUGUUUGGUGUUCGCCAAGCAUAGCGUCUACUAGACAUUACCUAUAAGUCUUUCAGUACAGUAAAAGAAAAUACAAUCCCCCAAACAGCUGUCAGUAUCAAAUAAAAAUAAUGUAUUUAAUUUCGACUGUCACUUAUCACUACAUUAAUUACAAAGACAAUCAUCACUGGUGAACCAUUCAAAAGGAGUUUGUAACAAUUGCAUCCCUUACUGCAGGUCCAGACAGUCCCUCAUUCUGAGAUCACCUCCUUAAAGCUAAAAGCUGCUCUCUGAACUCUGAAUGAUCUUUAUUUAAACUACUAUGACUACUGGACAACACUUGCUCAAAAUAUCCACAGUGUAUCUGUGGAU
Messenger RNA from Micropterus salmoides (largemouth bass), 1397 nucleotides. RefSeq lists its product as uncharacterized. The record is from RefSeq and is a predicted model, not a curated record. The transcript is spliced from 7 exons. The coding region runs from base 27 to 893 and encodes 288 amino acids. NCBI's taxonomy places the organism in Eukaryota, Metazoa, Chordata, Actinopteri, Centrarchiformes, Centrarchidae.